AUGUCUCGGCCGACUAACCACAAGCGAUCCCAAUCCGUGGAAAAGCGGUCGCUCUCACCCGCACGAUUCUUAACCAAGAUGAAGUCCACCAAUGCCCUCUCUGACAUGCGAAAUUCACGGAGGACUUCGCCUGCCGGGUUAGAGGACGUGUCAGAGAGCAACUUCAACACAUUGAGAGACCCACGCAUGGCCAGCACCUCCGACCUGUCUAGCACAUCAGACUCGACACAUCACCCUGAUUUGAACAAUGAAGUAGCCACACUUAGCGCAAAACUUGUUCAAGCCAUCAACAACCAAACUCAUCUGGACGACUCGCUCUCCGCCACUCGCCAGGAAUUGGAAACCGCCCAGGACCGAUUACUGGUACUAGAAUCCGAAAAUGAACACUUUCGCACUGAUCUAUCGAGUGGCAUCCUGAUCAAGCGAGUCGACGUUGAAUCCGAGAUUCUGUCUAUGAAAAAUAUCCUGGAAGAGGAGCAGGCAAGGCGAACAGUGGCUGAGAAGGAAAAGAAAGAAAUGGAGCAAGAAUUAGAAACCCUGACUGCGGCGCUUUUCGAAGAAGCCAACAAGAUGGUUGCUGCAGCGAAACAAGACCGAGAAGCAGUAGAGAAGAAAAACGAGCAGCUACGAGCUCAGAUUAAGGACACUGAAGCUUUGGUUUCAUCGCAGAAGGAACAACUUUCCGAACUGAAGGCCGUCAUGCAGGAGAUGAACAGUGUCCGAGACGAUACCGACACGACGCCCAACACAUCAACAGCCCCCUCCUCUCCAGCCGUGGUGAUGCAAGGAAACCUCAAUCGAUUACUCGACACGUCAAAUAUCUCUCCCGUCUCCGCCGGUUCUGCCGAUGUUUCUCCCGCACCUUCAACCAGCUUCUCCCACUUGCUCAAGCCAAUCUACCGUACAGAUAUGGUUGCUUAUGAUGAUUUCCGCGAUCUGCUGAAUUUGGCCAAAACCUCAAAACCUCCUAGUCGCAUCCCGAGUGGUUCUUACGGUGGCUUGAAUGUGAUGGGCCUUGGUAGUCUGACUAGCAACCAGAAUGCGUCGACGGUCUCUUUGAAUCAUGCGAACGGCCAAUCGCAAACGCCAACCGGUAGUCCACAGCCGAGUGUUUCGCAUGCACCCUUAAAAGAUACUCGCUUCUACAAACGGGUUCUCACCGAGGAUGUUGAACCUUCGUUACGCCUGGACGCUGCUCCCUCGAUAUCUUGGCUUACUCGCCGAUCGGUGUUGAGUAGCGUGUGCGAUGGCGGCCUGGUUGUAGAACCCAUGCCCGCCAGCUCCAGAAAGUACAAGUUUCCAUGUGCGCUCUGUGGAGAGCGACGUGUCGGCAGCGAAAACGAGCGUACACACCGGUUCCGAACGUCUGAUAACGAGAGCGCUCCCAGGUACGCUCUUUGCACACUUUGCCUCGAGAAGAUGCGUGCCUGCUGCGAGCUUACAGGCUAUCUUCGUAUGAUCCUCGACGGACACGUCCAUGUCGAAGAUGUAGAAGAAGAAAGGGAAGCGUGGGAAGAAACGAUUCGCCUCCGUGAGAGACUCUUCUGGUCACGAUUGGGCGGCGGUGUUGUGCCUUCGUUUACUUCACCCUACGAGUCUGAAAAAUCAUUGCCAGUAGACGCUGCAACCACGGAUUCAAAUUUCACAGGGUCGGAACCGGUCACCGAAACUCCACCGGUUCUUCCAGCCAAAGACGAGGGGAGUCCCCCUUCAUUACCGCCAAAAGACAACGAAGCCGAAGUCAAAGUCGAAGCCGAUCCCUUCCAAUCAGACGUCAAACAAGUAUCGAUUGGCGGCACUGUUAUUUCAACUGAAAAGACAGAAGGUGAUGAUGAGAAAGCAACUAUCAAUCAAGAGGCUUCUGCUCCUGACGAAGCGGAAGACACGCCAGCAGAGAAUCUGUCGCGCGACCCGCCACAUUCCGAUGCUGUUACUGAGUCUGUGUCAUUGCCUGAGACUGUGACUCAGUCCAAGCCGACGAAGAACGAAGCCGAUACGCCUGCCGCCAUGCCAGGAGCAUUUGAUCAAUGGUAA
Talaromyces rugulosus is the source of this 2034-nucleotide messenger RNA. RefSeq lists its product as uncharacterized. Gene Ontology annotation, molecular function: guanyl-nucleotide exchange factor activity. The transcript has 2 exons. Bases 1 to 2034 code for a protein of 677 amino acids. Gene Ontology annotation, biological process: exocytosis. The record is from RefSeq and is a predicted model, not a curated record. Gene Ontology annotation, cellular component: Golgi to plasma membrane transport vesicle; cell tip. Lineage: Eukaryota; Fungi; Ascomycota; Eurotiomycetes; Eurotiales; Trichocomaceae.